This is a messenger RNA of Physella acuta, 3015 nucleotides long. RefSeq names its product CTD nuclear envelope phosphatase 1. Gene Ontology annotation, molecular function: phosphatase activity. Lineage: Eukaryota; Metazoa; Mollusca; Gastropoda; Physidae. The record is from RefSeq and is a predicted model, not a curated record.
UGGGAUAUCAAUGGCGGCGUAAAUGAUCUUAGUUGAUCUUAGGCGCCGCUAGUGUUUAAAAACUGAACCAAACACAAAUUCAUUACAUAAGCUCAUGCAAAUAUAAUGAUAAAAUAUAUUGUUAUGGGAUUACGUGGCUUCUUUGUUCUAGCGGCCAAAAUAUGGAGUUUUGUCUGUUAUAUAUUCAAGCGUCAAGUGCGACAAGUGAUUCAACAUCAAACAGUCAAGUACGAUGUCAUUUCUCUGUCCCCACUCUCCAAACACAGACUUAGUAUGAUGAAAAGAAAAGUUCUAGUUCUAGACUUGGAUGAAACAUUGAUUCACUCACACCAUGAUGGUGUUCUACGACAAGUGAAACCAGGAACUCCGCCAGAUUUUGUUUUAAAGGUUACUAUAGAUCGGCAUCCAGUCAGAUUCUUUGUGCAUAAAAGACCACAUGUUGAUUUCUUCCUAGAAGUGGUUAGUCAGUGGUAUGAAUUGGUUGUUUUUACUGCCAGCAUGGAGAUAUACGGCGCCGCAGUCGCCGACAAACUAGAUGGUGGUAAAAAUGUACUCAGGCGGCGCUAUUACAGGCAGCAUUGUAAUUUGGACAUGGGAAGUUACACAAAAGAUUUAUCAGCAAUUAAUCCAGACCUUUCUAGCAUUUUUAUAUUGGACAAUUCACCAGUAGCUUAUAGGAUGUUUCCAGAUAAUGCUAUCCCCAUUAAGUCAUGGUUCAGUGAUGCCAGAGAUACAGCCUUGCUAUGUCUGCUCCCCAUGUUAGAUGCGCUACGUUUCUGUAACGAUGUCAGAUCUGUUCUGGGAAGAAACCUUCAUUUAACAAGGACCUGGUAGCACCUCUCAUCACUUUUCAUUGGGUCACAACAGCAUCCAACCUCUGUGCUGAUGUAUCUUCAUGCCACCAUUAUCAGCGCUGAUUUUAUUUUUUUCAUCUCGGCUGUCCUAGCAAAGAAAUUGAGAGUGAUGUGCCCCAUACGUUUUAAGCAACAUCUUAGGUUAUUUGAGCACAUUUGAUGUAAAUGCUACCGAUUGACUGAUGUAUAUAGAUUAGUUUUAAUUCUGUUACCAGAACAUGGCUUUGUUCUUAUUUAUUUCUUAUGAAACAUCUGUCUUGUUCUCUUGCUAAAUAUAUUUGUAUAGAAUGUCAGUGAGACACAUUUAUAUACAGGAGAUACACUGCUAGUUUUUACCAGUUAUUAAUUAGUACAUUUUUUUACCAGUUAGAAAUGGUAGUAGAAAUCUAAAGACUUGAGGUUAUAAUUCUUUGUGUAUGUUCUGCAAGUCAAACUCAUUUAUUCUUUUACCUUUCUGCCUUAACUCCAUCUCAUGUGUUAUAGACAUAAGCCAUUCAAACAUAUGAAAACGACUGCAGGGAAAGUGGUGUAGUGUGAGGCCAAUUGUUUAUCAACUGUACAUAACCUGGAGAUAUCCUCUGUACUGUAAACAUUUUAUUUUUUUUCCUAUAGAGCUAUUACUCGUAGGUUUUCCCCAUUUUUUUUUAUCUUUAUCCAUUUUUUUCUUCAACAAUAAUCUCUGUCAUUUGCUUUUCGUCUGUGAUUUUCUUUUAACUUUUAAAAAUGUUUCCCCUAUGUUGGUAGUUGAUUUCACUUCUCAUUCAUUCAUUCCUCAUUAACACCUGUUUCAUUAAUUAAGGCUAAUUAUAAAUUAAUUCACGCAUCCCGUUUGUUCAUUAGUCAUUCAAACGUGCCAUUAUUUACAUGUGUUUCAUUUAUUAGACAUUCAGAUAGAUAACAAAUACUUACACCUUUUUUCUCCCAAACUGUCCUUAUUGAAAUGAAAAAAAAAAACCUUUUAAAACUUAACCAUCCUAGUUAGCUGGAUUAAUCUUACUGUUGAAUGUAGUAUGUAAAAAAUGUUGUCCUUGAUUUGAAGCCAGAUGUAUGUUGAAAUAGUUUAGAAUUUAUCUAAAUGCCCAUUUGUAUUUAAAGUUGAUAAUUGCAACAAAAGCCAAAUAUAUCUGAAGAUGAUAGUUGUAAGUAGCAGAAAAUGAGAAUCUGAUGUUAGUGAACUAGAAAAGGAAGUCAGAUUUAUCUGAAGUUGAAAACUGAAAAACGCAAGUCAGCAGUUUAUAUGAAAAUUCAAUUGUAUGAUGAAAGAAAAUGCAAGUGUUGCAUUAGUCAGUUGGGUGAUCAUUAGUCAGUUGGGUGAUCGAAGAUGCUUAAAAAAAAAUGAACUGUGUGUUUUAAUGAUUAGGUUCAAAUAACAAUUUAAUUGUUGGCUUGAAAUUUUGUUGUGAAUGUACACAACUUGAGUGCAGAUUUUGGUUACAAACUGAAAUAUUUUAAAUUUUAUAAAAAAAAAUAUUUUAAGCUUUCAUAUCAAAAGGGUAGUUACAUUUUAACAUGUCUUACAAAUGUGAUUUUUGAGAUGCGCUUUGUUGAUGAUUUACUGAUACAAAUAACUUUGUUGCCAGUAAGAUUGUCUUAUUCUGUAUUUAAAUCACUUACAAAGCAUAAUGAAAGGUUAAGUUCUUCUUGCAAUAUAUCAUAUGAUUUUUUUAAAAAUCCUGACAUGGCCGUUUUUAGUCUUCCAAGAGGAAAUAACUUUUGUUGUACUUUUUUUAAAUUGUCAGGGCCAUGUUAUUUCCCUUGUCUUAAUUUUUAAAUUUAAAAUGCACAUCUUAUGGCUAUGUCACCAUUGAUUUUUAUUAUAAAUGUUUAUAUAUAUUUUUAUAUUUUUUUUUAGAAAGCAAAAAUUUUCCCUCAUUACUUGAAUGUUAUGUUGUAAGCAAGUGAUUUUUAUACAGGAAAAGCUAGUUUCUCCAAUUGAAAAACUGUAGAGCAAAUUGUAGAAGGGGAGGUAAUGUGAAGAUGCUAGUUUAAAGAACAUAGAAAGGAAUUAUUCUUGCUCUUAUAUCUUUAUUUUAAUAUGUACAUACAUCUACAUAUUUUGUUCAACCAAAAAAUUCUCUGUGUGUGUUGACAUGAUUGAAUUAUUGUGUAUAAUAAAUUAAUUUGUUGAAAAAAGUAAAUAAUAAUUAAUGUGAAAAUUUAA